AUGUCAAUCGACAUCAAUUGGUCACUCCUCAAUUCGUCCGAUUCAACCCAAGAUAAAGAUCAAGGUGUAGGUCCAUCUACAUCCACAUCCACAUCCACUUUCAACAAUUCUUUUUCCUCCACCAACCUCGAUGAUCCCGGCAUUCCAGAUACGGAUGUAGAAGAUGCCCUAUCAUCCUCAUUGAUCCAGCUGCUCAACGAACAACUAUCGACAUCCAAACGACCUUCAUUUAUAGGUCCUAUAACCGUCACGUCAUUUUCGUUUGGUGAUCUAGGUCCUGAAUUGGAGAUCAAGGAUAUCCGAGAUGUCUGGCGAGUGUUUGACCAAGGUGAUGAAGAGGGUGAUGAACUUUUGGCUGAACAGGAGAAAGAAGAGAGAUUGAGGAUGUUGGAAAAAGAGGAAAGGGAGAGGAUGGAAAGGAGAGGUGUGAUUAGUGGAUUGGAGGAUGAGAGGUAUGAGUAUGUCAAUCUGGAUAAUUACGUUGAUCAGGAAGAUAUACCAAAUAAGAGGGAUAUAAGAGUUGGGAGUAGGAAUAGAGAUAGAAAUAGGAGUUAUGGGCAUGGCCAUGGCCAUGGGUAUUCUCAAUCGUAUAGUAAAUCUCACUCUCAGUACGCUGGGACAACACCUAUACCAAGAUCGAUAUCCAAUACACAUACUCUGUCAAUAGCAGAUCAUCAAUCCACCACUCAAUCUCAUUCUGGUAAAUCCUAUAUCCCAUUCCCAUUCGAUCCAAACUCGUCUACGUUAAAUCACCAUCACCAACAUCCGAAUCAAAUUGGUAUUACACCUUCUACAUCUUCAGUAUCAAUGUCAAUGUUCUCGCCUGGAUUGGGUCGACGUCCAGCAUCUAUAGCUGGUAGCAUAAGUGGUCAUCGACCUCCAUCUGUAGUUGGGAUCGGGAUCGGUGUAACAUCCUUAUUACCUCCUGCAUCAGCUAUUCAUUCGAUACAUCCACAUCAAGAUCAAAUCCCGCCACCUCCUCCAGCACCAUUAACUCGCGAUCAUUCCUAUUCACUUCCACCCUCUCCACCAGCUUUACCACCCAAAGGACUCCCCGCACCAUCUUCAUCCAAUAACGUACCCUCUGCUCAGAUCCACUUUAACCUCAAACACAAAUCCAACCUCAAUCUCGUUCUCCUAACUUCCCUACAAGUAAAUUACCCAUCAAAUCUAUUCAUGUCGCUCCCUCUAAAGAUAUCUAUAACGGGAUUCACAUUGCAAAGCGAUCUCGUUGUUGCUUAUUCAAGUGAGAAAAAUAGAUUACACCUUACUGUCUUACCUCCGCAAGAUGAUCAGAAUCCUAAUAAUACCAAUCAAGACUAUGGAUAUGGAUAUGGGUAUGGGUAUAACAAACGGAAUAGCAUGUAUAGUAAUCAGAGUAUAGGAGAGAAGAUCAUACCUUCUUUACAGAUCGAAUCGGAGAUAGGACAUUCCGAUGCCCACGUCUUAAGGAAUGUAGGCAAAGUGGAGAAGUUCAUCGUGGAUGUUAUUAGGAAGACGGUGGUGGAUGAAUUGGUCUUUCCAAAUUUUCAUACGAUAGCUUUGUAA
Messenger RNA from Kwoniella mangroviensis CBS 8507, 1548 nucleotides. RefSeq lists its product as uncharacterized. Gene Ontology annotation, molecular function: lipid binding. The transcript has a single exon. The record is from RefSeq and is a predicted model, not a curated record. Gene Ontology annotation, cellular component: ERMES complex. Gene Ontology annotation, biological process: phospholipid transport; mitochondrion organization. NCBI's taxonomy places the organism in Eukaryota, Fungi, Basidiomycota, Tremellomycetes, Tremellales, Cryptococcaceae. Bases 1 to 1548 code for a protein of 515 amino acids.